Messenger RNA from Candoia aspera, 2611 nucleotides. It is a transcript of the gene MINDY3, whose product is annotated as MINDY lysine 48 deubiquitinase 3. The transcript has 16 exons. Gene Ontology annotation, molecular function: K48-linked deubiquitinase activity; cysteine-type deubiquitinase activity. The coding region runs from base 344 to 1681 and encodes 445 amino acids. Gene Ontology annotation, biological process: protein K48-linked deubiquitination. NCBI's taxonomy places the organism in Eukaryota, Metazoa, Chordata, Lepidosauria, Squamata, Candoiidae. The record is from RefSeq and is a predicted model, not a curated record.
UCCGCUCCUGAUUCGGCCACAGGCUUGCUCGUCAGGAGCUGCUCCAAUGAGAAACACCCGUAGUUCACGAGCCUUCCAUUGAAUGUUAGCAGCGAGCCUGAGGAAAAGAGUGAAUCAGUCUGAAGUGAGGAGAAGCGGGGCGCGCCGUUGAGCCUGGCGCCCUGGAGGGUGAGGAGCCGCCUCUUUCUCGCCGCCCGCCGAGACCGCCUCGCCUCCCCGCCGGUGUUUGCCUCCCGCCCAUGUUCAAGGCAAGCGGCUCGGUAGUCGCCCCUCAACCGCCGCCUCCGAGUGGUCGCCUUUUGGGUUUCGUCGCGGGGUGCCGCCCGGCCAGGGAACCGCCUCCAUGGCUGAAUUAGGACAGGAGGUCGUCCACUUGGUGUGGGGCAAGAAGCCCGGCUCGCAGGGCCUCGCGGAUACCAUCUUUUGCCGCUGGGCACAAGGGUUUGUGUUCAGUGAAUCAGAAUCUACUGCAUUAGAACAAUUUGAAGGAGGCCCUUGUGCUGUCAUUGCACCAGUUCAGGCAUUCCUUCUGAAGAAGCUUUUUACUUGUGAGAAAUCUACCUGGAGACAGUGUCAAGAGGAAGAGCAGAAAAAUCUCCUUUGUCAUACACUAAGUGAAAUUUUGGAACUGGCUUGCUCUGAUCAUUCAGAAUCAUACUGUUUGGCAACAUGGCAAAGAGGAAAAACUGUGGAAGAUACUGCUAAUAUUUCUGAAAGCUCAGCAGAGUCGAGCCAUCAAGAGGAGCAAUCAUCUGCCUUGGCUGUCGAAGAGCUUGGCUUUGAACGAUUUCAUGCAUUAAUUCACAAGCAUUCAUAUGCCAGCUUUUCUGAUUUCAAAGAUGCAGUUUGGAAUCAGCAUGCAGUUUGGACAAAUAAAUUUGGAGUGCUACUUUUUCUGUAUUCUGUGAUACUCACUAAGGGUAUUGAAAAUAUAAAAAAUGAAAUUGAAGAUUCAACUGAACCAUUGAUAGAUCCUGUUUAUGGUCAUGGAAGCCAAAGUUUAAUUAAUCUUCUGUUGACGGGACAUGCAGUAUCUAAUGUCUGGGAUGGAGACAGGGAAUGCUCAGGAAUGAAAUUACUUGGAAUUCAUAAGCAAGUAGCUGUUGGUUUUUUGACACUUAUGGAAUCUCUGAGAUACUGUAAGGUUGGCUCUUAUUUGAAGUCUCCAAAGUUCCCUAUUUGGAUACUUGGCAGUGAAACUCAUCUCACAGUCUUCUUUGCCAAGGAUCUGGCUCUUGUUGCUCCUGAAGCCCCUUCAGAACAAGCCAGGCGAGUCUUUCAAACAUACGACCCUGAGGAUAAUGGCUUUAUACCAGACACUCUUCUAGAAGAUAUAAUGAAGGCUCUGGAUCUUGUAUCGGAUCCUGAAUAUGUAAACCUGAUGAAGACAAAAUUAGAUCCAGAAGGACUAGGAAUCAUCUUACUAGGUCCCUUUCUUCAAGAAUUUUUCCCUGAACAGGACUCAAAGGUUCAAGAAUCAUUCACUGUAUACCACUACAAUGGAUUGAAGCAGUCUAACUAUAAUGAAAAGGUCAUGUAUGUGGAAGGUACAGCAGUAAUUAUGGGCUUUGAAGACCCAAUGCUACAAACUGAUGAUACGCCAAUCAAGCGCUGUUUGCAGACAAAAUGGCCUUAUAUAGAACUACUUUGGACUACAGAUCGAUCCCCUUCGUUAAAUUGAUGUUAAGAAGAGACUUUGUAUUCCCUUAUCCAACGUUUUGAAUGAAUGCGGGAUAGGCAGCUGACUGUAUUUAAAUUAACAGAACAAACUUUACUUUGCGGCUAUACACUGGUGUCACUGAGAAAUUGUAAAUAAACACUUUUUCAGUGUUAGAAUUUUUUUUUAAAACCACUGAAUUGAUUUGUAUUAAAACAGUUCCUGUUUGGCCAUUGUAGUAUAGGUAAAAUGUGAGUUCUCACCCAUGAACCUGCUCAUUCAGCCUAAAAAGAACAAGGAAGUGAUCUAGUAAGGCAGCAUCUGCAUAGUAGAUUACGUUUGUCUUAAAUAUCAUAGUAUUCACUUGUUCCACACUUGUUCAGCCAUAUGGUUUAUUUGAAUUAAACUGCCUUAGGGUACAACCUGUUUUGGGAGUCCCCAUGUCCAAGCCCCACUGAAACAAAAAGAACUAUAAAAAUACGAGUUAAUACUCUUAGGUUGUUCUUAUUUCAGGAGGCUUUCUGCCGGAAAACUUAUCUGAUGGGUUGUGGCCUGUACUAGAGUAUCAUAGUUUGGGGACUAGAUGGAUAUUUGCACUGAAUUUGCUUAGAUGAGUAACAUCUCUGCUGCUUUUCUCUGAAAAUCUGACUCUUACCUAUGUAGCUUUUUGCAAAUGAAACAAGAAUGAUGAUUUUUAAAGUAUGGCUGAUGAUAAAUGAUAAAUACUAUUUAUUGGGUGUUAUGCCAUUCUCAAAGUUUACCUAUUAGACAAAGCAGGAUUUAAAUAAAAUUGCAUAUUAAUAUUCAGAGUUGUAUAAAGGAAAUGUAAAAGAGAACCUAACAGAAGAAAAAAAUGCGCUGAGAUUUUUGGAGUUGUUCAUAUUAUUAUUGCCAAAUACUUCUUCUCAAUAUGUAUUAAUAAACAUAUGCCUACAGCACUACUGUACAUGUUAA